AGCGGCCAUGGCGGCAAAUUUUGGAGACUGUGCCGGCGGGUUCCGCCACGACGAGGUGAUCAGUUUCAUCAACAACGAAGUCCUCCUGAACGGAGGUGGCCGUGAUUUCUACACGACCCUCCGCUCGCAGUCCUGGAACGAAAUCGAGGACCGACUUCAGGCCGUCCUGACCGACCCGCAGGUACCGCGCAUGCGCCAGAGGGCCAGCACCUGGAGCGCGCUCGCUUUGGGAGUGCGCGUGGCCGCGAGGCAGCGUGAGCAGUUAGUGUGCCAGGUCCGGCAGCUGCAGGACCGGGUGGAGGAGCUGGAGGAAACCGCCUCGGGUCUGGCUCCAGAGCUACAGAGGCUUCACGUGGAGCAUGAGAACAUGACCUUGCAGCUGUACUUAACACGGACUGCCCUGGAGCAGGCGCUGAAUGAGCGUGAUAUGCUUCACUCACAACUGCCCCUGGUUGCAGGGUCGGUCCAAGUUGCCCGAAUGAGCCAUGAAAUGAUGCCUGGGCCUCAACCCGGGUGGUUCGGGGCCUCAGCAUGGCCCCUGAAUGAAGAGCAGCAAAGAAAUAUGGAGGCCAUGGGGAUGCCUGGCAGUCCCUGGGCCCAGAACAUGCCACCACCUCUGCCAGUGUUAGUGCCAUACUCAUUUCCAUUUCACCCACCAUUUCCACCGGAAUCCCCAUUCUUGCCACCUCUACCACCAGGAGCAGUAUUCAUGGAAGCAGGAGGGGCAGUAAUGCUACCUAACCCGCCUCCGGGGUUCUAUACCCCUAACCUGCCUCCGGGGUUCUAUACCCCUAACCUGCCUCCGGGGUUCUAUACCCCUAACCCGUGGGCUGCAGUGUGGGCACAGGAGGAGAUGGCCCCACUGUGGAACCAUAGGAUCCCCAGCCAAGAGGAAGGCCCUGAAUUCCUUCAGGGUACAGUCCCCUUUGGGGACAUCAGAAGCCUUAGCCAGGAACAAGAUCUAGAGAGGCCACAGGGCAUGGUGAACCUGAGUGAUAAUAGGAAUCACAGCCAUGAAGACAGUGCAGUGGGGCCCCAGGGGAUAGUUCCCCUUUGGGAUUGCUGGAGCCACAGCCAAGAACAACAUCUAGAGAGGUCCCAGGGCAUGGUUACCAUGAGUGACAUCAGAAACAGCCAGGAGGAAGGCCCAGAGAGACCCCAGAAUAUGGUCCCCCUGGAGGCUAGUGGGAGGCAGGGCCAAAAAGAAAGUUCAGAAAGACCUCAGGGGGUGGUUCAUCUAGGGGGAAACAAAAGCCACUGCCAGGAAGGAGAUCCAGAGAGUCCCCAGGGGACUGUCCCCCUUGGAAGCAGCGGGAGCCAGAGCCAGGAAGGAGAUCCAGAGAGUCCCCAGGGGACUGUCCCCCUUGGAAGCAGUGGGAGCCAGAGCCAGGAAGUUCCAGAGAGUCCCCAGGGAACUGUCCCCCUUGGAAGCAGUGGGAGCCAGAGCCAGGAAGUUCCAGAGAGUCCCCAGGGAACUGUCCCCCUUGGAAGCAGUGGGAGCCAGAGCCAGGAAGUUCCAGAGAGUCCCCAGGGAACUGUCCCCCUUGGAGGCAGCGGAAGUCAGAGCCAGGAAGGAGAUCCACAGACACCCCAGGGGACAUCCCUGGGGGGCAGAACAAGGCAUGACAUGAGAGAAAAUAAAAAGAAACAGCAGUUUUGGAGGCAGAAGUCCAAGCAACCAGAAGGGAUAAGAGCCUCAGAAUCCCAGCACCAUGAGAUGUCUGCCUUAUACUACAAUGGACAGAAAUGGCACUGCAAUUGGUGUAGAGGUGUAAAUUUUCCAUGGCGCAAGUUCUGCCAUGUUUGCAGGAAAUUCUGUAUUUGAGAGUGGAGACCUGGACCCAGGACAGACUUAUUUCAGGAAGGUAAGUAAGAAUGUAAACAUUACAAAGAAAAAUAAGUUUUCCUAGGACAACCUUCUGAUCAAAAAGUAACUCAUUUACUUUACAAAAAUUUUGAAACCAAAAUUAUCAUAGAAAAAAUUAAAUAAAAUAAUCCAUUAUUCCAUUACUCAAACUAACAACUUUUUAUCAUGGUGGGUACACACACAAACACAUAUGUAUUUAUAUUAUUUUUUCUUUUAAAUUAGAUUUAUUGGGGUAACAUUGUUUAGUAAUAUUUUUAAAAAUAAACUCGAACAAAGAGAGAAUGUUUUUUAAUAUCACACUCUUUAAAUAGGGUAUUUCUCCUAGUUGCAUUUAAGUAUGCAGGUGGUCUAGUCUGGAUGGCUGAUGCUGAUUGGUUGACACCCUGGAGAUGCUGAAGUCAUGAAGCCUUUUUCUCCUUUUCACUCCUUUCUGUUGUCUUUAACCUCCUUUUCCUGAUAAUGCCAUAUCUUUGGCUGGGAAGAGCCAUGGGUUUUUUAGAGUUAUACGCUAUAUUGAAUUUUAGAAGCACUGCUUUUCCUUGAAAAUGCUAUUGUUCCUUUGUAAACUACUGCAGUGUUCAUGUUUGCUUGUUUUUUGUUUGUUUGUUUGUUUUUUUAAGUCUUACAGGUGAAGGCCUGAUUUUGUGUUUCUGAGUCUCACAGAAUUUGCUUGUUGCUGAAGAAGCUGAACCUGCCCCAUGAAAAGAUCUCCCAAGAGCCUAAAGAUAUCAAACCAGCCAAGAAGAGUGAGCAGUCAAGAAAGAAGAAAUGUGUUGGCAUUCAUCAGGGGGGAGAAUGGGGGCAAAAUAAUUUUGUUAAAAUUUAAUUUCUCUGUUGGGACAAGGAAUUAAUUGAUAAUAUUGCAGUGUUAAAUCCAUAGAUAGCAAAUUCAAUGAAUUUGAUGAAAUUUAUUUAAAAAAGUUAUUCUCUAGCAUGUGUUUGGAACUAGACUUAUAUGUUAAAUAUCUGGUGUACACGCCCUGGCCAGUUUUCGCAGUGGUUAGAACAUUAGCUCAUGCACCAAAGGAUUACAGGUUCCAUUUGUGGGCAAGGGCAUGUACCUGGGUUGUGGGCUCCAUCCCUAGCCUCACUAUCCCUGGCCUCAGUUGGGAGGCAACCAAUUGAUGGAUGUGCCUCUUGUCAUAUCGAUGUUUCCCUCUCUCUCCC
This is a messenger RNA of Myotis davidii, 3034 nucleotides long. It is a transcript of the gene TEX13C, whose product is annotated as TEX13 family member C. Bases 8 to 1825 code for a protein of 605 amino acids. The record is from RefSeq and is a predicted model, not a curated record. The transcript has a single exon. Lineage: Eukaryota; Metazoa; Chordata; Mammalia; Chiroptera; Vespertilionidae.